ACAAUAACUACGAAAGGGGUAUACGAAAGAGAUACCUCGACUGACUGCAGUAGGCAGCAACUCGGAUUCGUAGCUCAGGGCCUCACGUGUCAUUCUAAUGCCAGUAACCAGUAACCACUCACCCUCACCAGAAGCCAGUAUCCGUCACGCCACCGACCAGUAACCACGCUCGCUUAUUGUCGCAAGUUCUCCCCUGCCGUCGUCGCCACUCGGCGCGCUUCGGACCAACUCCGCUACAGCCUACUGUCGGCUGGGUACUGCUACAGUCUUCCAGUAGGGCUGCAAGAGGAGCGUCGCUCUGCCUUUGCUGCGAUGGCGUCCAAGAGUGAUUCUUCGAUCAGCCCAUCGUCCCAGCAGCACCGCCCUCCCACGGGCAUCGAGAUCCUCUUUGCCCAGCGCCUCUCCUCCUCUGCUGCCGCUGCUCCCUCCUCUGCUGCUGCCGCUCCCACCACUGCUUCUGCUCCCUCUGCUGCCGCCGCUCCCUCCACAGUUCCUGUCAACAGUGGGCCCUCAGCCGCUCCGUCCACAGCUCCUGCCAAGAAUCCGCAGGGAGUCGUUUCCGUUUCUGCUGUUUCCAUAGCCCCUGUCAAGAGCUCGUUAAAGCCACCGUCUGCCACUGCCUCCUCUGCCCCUGCCAAGGACUCGGUAAAGGAUUCCCCUGCCGCUCCUGCCACAGCUCUUGCCAAGAGUGCCUCUAGAAGCUCCUCUGCUGCUCCUCCCAUUGCCCCCAUUCCCAUCAAGAGCUCGUUAAAAGCACCCGCUACUGCAAAGAGUGCAUUGGGAGCCCCCUCUGUUCCCUCCCGUGCUCUGAAACCCUCGUUUAGAGAACCCUUUGCUACUCCCUCUCCGGCCCUUGUCAAGAGCUCGAUAAAAGCACCCUCUGUUGCUCCCUCCACUGCUCCUGCUAAGAGCGCCCUAGAAAGGUGGCGGAUUGAAGGGGGCAGUGCGGGCGCGGGGAAGGGCGAUGGUGGCGGGGCAGGCGGGGGGCGGUGGAGAGAGGGUGGUGGUGGGCAGGUGCGGGGUAAGGGUGUUGCUGGGGCUGGAGGCAAGGGCACGGGGAGAGAUGGAGUGAGUGGCGGCACGGGGCGUGGGAAGUGUGGGAAGGCUGGCAGCAGGCUGGCUGCAGAAAGAGGGGGAGUGGGUAGUGAGGAAGCAGUGAGUGGAGGGAAGGGAGACAGGGGAGCGGCAAGGGUCGAUGGUAGGAAGGGUGGCGUAGGGAGUCGGUGGAGCGAGGCUGCUCAACAGGCGAAGAGCGUUUGGGGCGUGGGGGAUGGGAUGGGUGUGAAAGCUGGUGGGAAGGUAGCUGUGAGAGGGGGAGUGGGCAGUGCGGAGGCGGUGAGUGGAGGGAAGAGUGAGAAUGCAGCAGCCAGAGCUGAUGGCGGUGGGGGUGCCGCGGGGGCGCAGCGGAGAGAGGCUGCUGACACUGGGAGAAUCGCUGGGGUGCCUGGCGCUGUUCUGAAGAGUGCUGGGGCUGCUGGGGCUGCUGGGUAUGUGAAGAGUGUGGGGCAUGGGAAGGGUGCCGCUGGGGCUGUUAGUAAGAUAUGUUCGGGGGCAGGUGGAGUGGGCAGGAAGAUGGGCGUUGCUCCUAGAGAGCCGAUCAGAGGGAAUGCUGCAGCAGGAAGCAGAUGGGCAUCAGCCACAGGGGGCAAACUGGAUGCAAGAAAGACGGGAGGGGGCAAAUUGGGAGAGGGCAAGUUGGUUUCAACCAUGGGCAGCAAGUGGGGAGGCAGCAGAUUGGGAGGGAGCAAAGAAGCGACCAGGACAGGCGCAAGUGAUAUUGGAGCGAAGAAAAUGCCUGAAAGCACGGUGGUGAAAAAUAGGGGUUAUUCCAGACUGGUCAAAGUUGGAGCUUUGAGGGCGAAAGCGUUGGAGGGGAGUGAGAAGGGGAGUGAUGGUGCGAGUAAGGACUGGAGAUUUGGGGAGAGUGAGAAAGGGAGGGAUGGCGCAAGGGAUAGAAGGAGAGAUAACGAGAGAGGCAUUGAGACUGAGAAAAGGAGAGACAGUGAGAGUGAGAAAGGUGGUGACGGUGAAAGGGAUAAAGAGAGAGGAGACGAGAGAGGCGUUGAGACUGAGAAAAGGAUAGAGGAUGAGAGUGGCACCAGGAUAGACGGUGAGAGUGAGAAAGGGAGGGACAAAGAGUGUGCGGAAUUAAGGGGCGGGGACAGGGGGGAAGGAGGGGAUGAUGAGACUGGGAGUAGUAUGGAUGCCGAGGGGGCGAAAGGGAGAGGCAAUGCCGGUUCAAUGUCGAAGCCUGGAAGGAACGGCGAUAUAGGGGCCAGGCAGCAGCUGUCGUUGCGGGAGAACUGGGGCAGCGGGGAGGGCGGAUGGGGAAAAGGGGGAGAGGAGGAGGAGCAUUGGAAUGAGGAAGAGGAGGAUGUGGAGAAGGAGCAGGUCCAAAGGGAGAUAGAGGAGCACGAGGAAGAGGCGGAGAAGGGAUGCCGAGGGAGGGAAGGGGGAAAGGAGGUAGAAGCAGGGUGGGAGAAGGAGGGUGGCAGUGCUGACGUGAGUUCAAGCCAGGAAGGUGUUGCAGCUCAACUGCUGAUGAAGGGUGGGGACGAGGCGAGGGGGGAAGAGGAUAAUGUUACGCGGCUCGCAAAAGAGGACAGUUUACGCACUCCAUGGAUGGUUGAUGAUGAGGCGACGGAGGUAGCUCCCAAGAGAGACGAGGAGGAAGAGGAGGAGAGAAGGAUUGAGGAAAACGUGAAGAGAGAAGUAGAGGUAGAGGCGAAGAGAAGGGAAGAGGAAGAGGAGGAGAUAGGGGAAGAGGAAGAAGAGGAGAGAGGGGAAGAGGAAGAGGAGAGAAGGGAAGAGGAAAAAGAGGAGAGAAGGGAAGAGGAAAAAGAGAAGAGGGAGGAAGAGGAAGAGGAGAAGAGAAGGGAAGGGGAAGAGGAGAUGAGAAGGGAAGAAGAAGAUAGAGGGGAAGAGGAAGAGAUGAGAUGGGAAGAGGAAGAAGAAAAGAGAGGGGAAGGGGAAGAGGAGAAGCAAGGGGGAAAGACAGAGAGGAAGAAAAGGGAAGAGGAACAGGAGAAGAGGAGGGAGGAGGAAGAGAAGAAGAGUAGGGAAGAGGAAGAGGAGAAGAUAACAGAAGACAUAGAGAAGAAUGGAGGGAGCGAGGAAAAGGAUAAGAGAAGGGAAAGGCUAUUGGAGAAGGGAAAGCAACAGGAAGAGAAGGAAUUGGAAAAGGAGGAGGAGAAGAGGAGUGGGGAAGUGGAGGAGGAGAGGAAGGUAGAGGAAGCAGAGAGCAGCGAAGAGGAAGAGAGCGCUGAUCGGAGAGAGCGGGAUAGAAGAAGAGGGGUUAAAUGGAAAACCCAGGAAAGGGAGCCAUGUUUAGAAGAAGCCUUGCAGCCAGGGGAAGAAUUGCUGUGCAUGAAUGAUGGGCAAAAGACAAAGCCACACUGUGCCCCAGGGAAGGCUGAGAAGCAUCUUACCCAGGACAUGGUUGGCAGCUUCCGACCAGCCAAGAGGCGAGUGCUGGGAUUCCGCUCUCGGCAGGAGAGUGGGCAGGAGAAGAGCAUUCACAGUGCAUCGAUGCGGCAUCUCGCAAGCAGAGAGCAGCAUGGCAUGUGCACAUCGCAGCAUGGCGCAUGCACCAUGCAGUAUGACAUGGAUGAGGUGGAUACCACAUGGCUUACUGCCUACAACAGCACCCUCACACAUCCCCAUGUCGCUGCUCAGCCGGCAGUGGACGGGGAAGGGGCAGGGAAGCAGGCGAAUGGGGAGGGAUUGCAGGGCCAGCAGCCUGCAGUGAAGCGGAACAGGCAGGAUGGGCAGCAAGGGCAGGCACAGGUGGAAGGGGCAGAAGGGCAUACAUUACCGGAUGGGUUGGUGGCCAGGGAGGUGUUACUUGAGAAAGGGCAUAUGCUGGGCUGCAAGGGGAGAGGUGGGAGUGGGAGGUUAGGGAGUGUGGCAUGUUUGUCAGAGGAGGCGUUUGAAGGCUGCAUGACUUUCCUGGAUAUGCACCCUGCUGCCGCUGCUGCUGCUCACGAUGCUGCUCGUGCUGCUGCUGCUGCUGACGAUGAUGAUGAUGGUGGUGCUGCAGAUGUAGAUGCUGGCUCUGCUGGUGCUGCGGGUGCCAAGGUGCAUGGAGGCUUAAAAUCAGAAGGAGAUGAGGAAACACUAAGAGCGGAGGAGGCAGAGGCAGGGCGUCAUGGUGCAGGGACACUGCGAUGCGACGUGUGCUUCCAGCCGGGGGAGACGCCUUACAACCCGUUGCUCUGCUGCGCGCUUUGCUCCACAGCCGUCCACCAGCUCUGCUAUGGCGCCGUGGGCCUUCCUCCCCUCUGGGCAGUGCGCUCCGCCCUCCUCUCCCCCUCCCCGCACGCCCCUCCCCUUCCCUCACUCCUCGCGCUGACCAACCAGGGGAGGGGCGGGGGGGCAGCGGGGAGCCAGGCACCGAGCAAGCAGGCAGUGGCGAGCCGGUUCAAGUGGCGCUGUGUGCCGUGCCACCUGUACGCGCGAGCAUGCAGCACUUCUCACACGCCGUGCUCCCAGCGGCCUCCCCUCCUCACCUGUGCCUUGUGCCGUGUGGUGGGAGGCGGUGCAUUCAAGCCCUGCUCUGACGGCCCCCUGCCGGCCACCGCAGAGGAGCGUCAUGGGGAAGCAGAGGGGCGUCCUGAGAGAGCAGAGGAGCGGCUUGAGAGGACACAGGGGCGCAUAGUGAGACCAGAGGGACGUGGCGAGGCAGCAGAGGGAGCAGGGAUCCCUGGGGAGGGGUGUGGGGCCAUCGGUGCAGAAGGAAAUGAUUCUGCUUGUGCGGAUUCGAGGCAGGGUUUGGUUGAAGAAAAAGGGGCAGAGCGCAGGCAGGAUGGAUAUGAGCAGCAUAAGGGGAGGGCGGACCAGCAGAGGAGGAGGAGGAGAAGGUUUGCUGGCAGGAGCAGCGGCAGUGGGAGUGACCGAGAGAGUACCAGUGAAAGUGGGAGUGAUAGUGGGUGUGCGAGCAGCAGCAGCAGCAGCAGUGGGAGUAGCAGCAGUGAUACAUCAACCAAUGACUCGGCCGGUAGCCAGAGCAGCAGCGACGCGAGCAGUGAGCCAAGUAGGGGAGAAGGAGACAAAGGCAAGAGAGGCAGGAGGCGAAUGCAUGUGAGGGGGAGGAGCCGGCAGGAGGGUGGAACUUGUGCUGGCCACAAUGGUGGAGAUGCCAAUGCAGAGGGGUCUACAGUGGACGGCAGGAUGAGGAUGGAAGGGAGAAUGGGGGCACAUGGAACGCAGCACCUGCCUAGUUCAGCGGCAAAAGGAGCAAUCUUCAUUGGGUUGGUCGGUGGUAGCAAGACGGCAGAGGGAGGGGGGAGGAGUGGUAGGGGAAGAGACGGCGGCUCUGUGAGGGGAGGUGGCGAGAGGAGCACAGGGAAUGGGGAGCAAGCUGCUGGGCUUGAAAAGGGCACGAGGAUUCCUCUGCAAGAGACACGAGCUGCUCAAGUGGAUUCUGGUGGCAGGAGUGGCUAUGGAAGGAGCGCUAAGGCAGGCAUGUGUGACGAUGCGAAGGACGUGCGGCAAUUGGAGAAGGCCAUGCCAGCUGCCCUGAGGCACGUGCGCUGGGUGCAUGUGGCGUGCGCUCUCUUCGACUGCCAUGUGUUCUUCGGCAGUGCGGAGUUCCUCCAACCCAUCAUGGGUGUGACAGCUGCUGCACAGAGGAGGGCGGACAGCAGGCAGUUGGCAGCAGCAGCAGCAGCAGCAGCAGCAGCAGCGUUAGCCAUGGAGCGCUGCACCUUCUGCCAUCAGCCGGACGGCCCGCUUGACCUGCUUCCGUGCGCUUACCCUCUCUGCGCCAUGCGCUUCCAUGUCCGCUGUGGCCUGCUGCAUGGCUGCUCCGCCAUUGUGCGAGAGACCGACCUGUACCAGCGCCAGGUGUCGGCCUUCUGCCCCUCACACGCUGCAGCUGUGCAGGGGGGCGAGGGGGACCCCUAUCCCUCACAUGGGCAUCCCCCCGCAGAGGAACCGCAGGGUUGUAAGGAGGCGCCAUUUUCAGAUGUACAUGAUGGUGUAGGGGCUGGGUCCAAGGCAGGGGUAGCUCCUUGCAGCAUGGUGCUGGAUGGAGUGAGGGAGUCAGAGGCGGAGGUCGAGUGGGAGCAGAAGCAUCCAGGGGGGGUGAGGGAGCACAUGCAGGCGGUGAGUGAGCAUUGGAGGAAGCGAAGGGCUGCAAAUGGAGGCAUGCCCUCACUGCUGCAUCUCGCGCAUGCGUGGACGCAACAUCGCCCACUCCCUUUUAGUGUGCUUCUCGACCCUUCUUCCCGCACCCAUCAGGCCCGCAUGGAGCACGUAGAGGCAGCUCAGCUGAAGCCAUCAAUGGAUCUCCACGAAAACGCCCCUCCUCCUUCCACCCUCCCCAGUCCUUUUGCUGCUGCUGUCGCCGACGCUGCUGCUGCAGCUACCACUGUUGCUGCCACUGCUGCUGCUUCAUGGGAGAAGGUAGACCUCUGUGCACAUGCAGAGGAUCAGGCAGGCCAACUGAUCGAUGGGAGGGAGAGUAGUGGGUGGGUGUGUGACGACAGAGGUAUGGGCAUUGAUGGUAGAGACAUGGGCAGUGACAUGGCAAGGCAGCGAGAGCAGUGGCAGCAGGUGGUGGGAGAACAGGGGCUCAGAGCAAGCAGGGGAAGAGGUAGGAGUCCUGGUGCCGAUGGUGGUGGUGGUGAUGGUGUUGGUGAUGGUGGUGACAGUGUGAAUGGUGAUCAGGAUGCAUGGGGCCCAUGGGAUAUGCACCAGAGGCAAGAGACAGAGGAAUGUGGUGAGAGGACGAGAAAGGGUGGUGAGAGGAAGCGAGGGAGUGGUGGGGUGAAGAGAGAGAGUGGUGAGGCAUGGGAGCAGUGUGUCACAGUGAAGGACGAGAGUGGCGCAGAGCCGCCUGCCUCGCGUCCUGCAACUCCCACCAUGUCACCACCCCCACCCCCACCACCUCUCCCGUCAGCAGCACUGCUUCCAUCAGCGGAGACUCCGGUCGCUGCAACACCACCCGCACCAGCAGCAGCAGCGGCGGCAGCGGCAGCAGCGCCAGCGGCGGUGGCGGCGGCGGCGGGUACUGGUGAGGGCAGAGCGGGGUGUGUUUGGUGUGGGGGGCAGGGCGCGGCAGUGCAGUGCGUGGGGUGCCAGCAGCGCUUCUGCUACCAGUGCUUCAAGCGCCGCAAGGGCUUUGGCGUCAAGGGCUGGACCACAGCGCUCCGACAGCCGUCGUACACGUGCCCUGGGUGCUUGAGUGGGGAGACACACGCACAUGCGGACAUGCAUGGAGAUGUGGGCGUGUAUGCACGUGUAGCAGCGGUUUCUGGUGCGGUUACAGGUGCAGGUAGGGGUGUGCACUAUAGGGAGGACAAGGGGAGGAAAGGGAGUGGGGGGAGAGAAGGGAGGUUAGAGGUGGGGGUUGAUGGUGGGGGGUUGGAGGAAGGUGGGAGGUGGAAGAAGCUAGAGAAAGUGAUGCAGGGAGAAGGGGAAGCUGAGAGGGUGGUUGGCCGUGGUGGCAAGGUGCAGGGGAGAGGAGGUGUGAAGCGAGGAAGGAAGGAAGUCAAGGAGGGGGGAGAGUGGCGAUUGGGUUGGGCGGAGGAUGAGGAGGCAGAGGAGAAAGACGAGGAGGAGGAAGAAGAGGAAGAGGAGGAGGAAGAAGAAGGGGAGGAGGAAGCGGAAGAGGAGGAGAAGGAGGAGGAGGAGGAGGAGGUGGAGGAAGAAGAAGAAGAGGAAGAGGAGGGGAGGAGGGGAGGGAGAGACAUCGACUUUGAGGAGGAGUUAGGGGUGCGCCUGUUUGGCAGGGGUGCGGGAAGGAGGGCGGGGGAGCAGAUGAGGACGACCAAGGAGAUGGAGAGAGGAAGGAGCCGGCAUGACUUGGAGCGAGGCAGGCAAGAGGGUGGAAGGGUUGGUGGCCGGCUGGCAGGCGUGCCAUGUACUGCUAGGGAUGACGAAUCAAAGGGGCCGAGAUUGGGAGCAAGGGGCAGGGGAAGAAGUGAAAGAUGUGGGCGCAGAGGAAGGAAUUUGUGGGAAGCAACCGAGUGGCGGAGUGAGAGGGGCAGAGCGUGGGAGGAGGAGGAGGAGGAUGUGCGUGGGCAGGACAAAGAGUAUAACGAGUGUGAAGGGGCAGUGGAGGGGGGGCGUGAUGUGGAGGGGGAUGAGGAGAGGGAUGAGGAGAGUGCAAGGGAGGAGGAGGAGGGGGAGAGAGGCAUGUGGCAGGGGGAUUGGGUGCAUGUGGUGGUGGGAGGGGAGAUGGCGGAAAGACUGCUCCAGAAGGAGACAGUGCACGUGGGUGCUGUGAUCAGGGGGGAUGUGGAUGUAGUGAGCACUGAGAGUGUGGAUAUGAAGAUGGAGACACCGCGAGAAGAGGAGGCAGACGAUAAUGGUAAGGGGGAAAGCGAGGAGGAGGAGGACGAGGAGGAGGAGGAGGACGAGGAGGAGGAAGAGGAGGAAGAGGAGGAAGAGGAGGACGAGGAGGAGGAGGAUGAGGAGGAGGAGGAGGUCGAAGAGGAGGACGGUUACUCUGAAAAAGUGGAGCAAGAGACCGUGGGAGGCAUGGGGGAGGAAGUAGGAGCAGAGGCAGAGGGGCAGGAGGUGGAAGGAGUAGGUACGGAAUUAGAGGGCGAGGAGGAGGGAGAGGGGGAGGAGGAGGGGGAGGAGGGGGAGGAGGGGGAGGAGGUGUGGAAGCAGGAGUUGUGGAGUGAGCUGGACAGAAUGGUCGCUGCUGUCUCCACCCACGUGGGUGGUUCCGCAGGGGAGGUAGAUGUGGGGGAGGUGGAUACUGGGGAGGUGGAUGCGGGGGAGGUAGGUGUGAUGGAGGUUGAAGGGCCCCAGGGGCUGGGUAGGGGUGGAGAGGUGGGCGCCAUGCUGUGGGGCGAUGCACAUGGCAUGGCAGAUGACCAUUUGUACAAGGGGGCACAUGGGAGCAUGCCUGCGUUGCCUGUGUAUGAGAGGAUUGUGGGGGAUGAGGGCGGAGUGGGGAUGAGGGCGGAGGGGGAGGAAGGCAGGGCGGGGGAGGGGGGGAAGUAUGAGGCAGGAGAGUCAAGAGGACGGAUGGGGGGAGUGGCUCUGGGUGGUGGAGCGGGAGGAGAGCGUGGGAGUGUGACAGCAGCAGAAGACGAGGGUCAGGGUCCGUGUGGUCCCUGUGGCUGGGGUGAUGAAUAUGGGGGCGAUAGCCAUGGGGUCACGGCAGGGGAAGGGGCUGGAGGGCUGCUCACAGCAGAGGGUGGGGGCACGGGGCUGCUGGAAUGGAGGGCCGAGGAGCAGGGGAGCGACAUGUGGAGGAAGGGUGGUGGCGAUGGUGGCGAUGGUGGCGAUGGUGGGGAUGGUGGCGAUGGUGGCGAUGGUGGGUGGUGGAGCCGCAUGUUUCCUGACUCCCCACUAGCCACUCACGAGCAACACGACUCCCUUAACGUGCGCUCACCUCUGCAAGCACAUGUCUCAAGCCAGUCUCCCUCACUCCCAGCCCGAAACGCCCCAAAUUCUCAUUCUCCUCCUCCUCUUCCUGCCAUCGCUUCCCCUAGUGCAACUCCUUCCUCUCCUGCAACCCCUUCUCCUCCUAUACCCCCUUCCCCUCCUAUACCCCCUUCACGUUCUGUAGCCCCACCCCCUGCUGCGCCCCCUUCCCCUGCUCCAGCUGCCAUGUCAUCUCCCCCCCACACAACCAAAAGCAUCCCGCCACCUCCCUCCUACACAAUCCCUCUCAUCGCGCCUUCUUCCUCCCACGCAACCCCGCCCAUCUCACCAUCUCCCUCCCCUGUGCCGUGCUCCCUCCCGCCUCCUCACUCCCCCAACUCGCCCACUGCUGUGCGUCUCCCUCUGCCUCCUCCUCCUGUGCCCCUCGCCGUGCCCCUGUCUCCUAUGCCCCUGGCUCUGCCUUCGCCUGCUGCUUUUGGCGGGGGCAGUGCUGGCAUGGAGGGGCGACAAGAGGCGCGCAAGUAUGGAGGGGAGGGGGUAGAUUUUGAGACGUCCGACAGAGAUCCUCCUGUAAGAAUAAAUGGGGGCGGGACUGGUCCAGAGGGGCGAGGAGAGGGGCCCAAGGAUGGAGGGGAGGGGGUAGACCUUGAGACCUCUCAAAGUGGUCCUCCUGUAAUUGGUGGGGGUGGGAGUGGUGCAGAGGGCACAGGGGAGGGACGCAAGGAGAAAGGAGAUGGGGGAAUGGGAGUGGAUGUAGGGAAGGGGACGGCUGGAAGGGAAGGGUUGGAUGCAGGGGAGGUCGGUGGAAGCUGGAGUAAGCGGCAGAGGGUGGAGGUGGGGUGUGGACAGGUGCCAAUGCGGUUCAGAGCGGUGGAGGUGGGCUGCAGUGAUGCUGUAAAAGAAGUAGUUGUGGAAGGGGCAGAGGCAGGUGCUGAUAGGGGCGUUGCCGUGCAGAAGGAGGGGGGUAGUGCAGGUGGUGGGACGGAGGGGAGGAGUGGGGUGGGGAGGGAGAAGGAGGGGGGUGAUGGAGGUGGUGGAAAGGAGGGUGGUGUAGGGAGUAGUGGGGUGGGGAGUGGGGAGGAGGGGGGUGGGGUGGAGCCUUUGAGGCGUGUGUCUGGGUUGAGGGGGGAAGAUUUGGUAGAAGGUGGUGCAGGUGGAGUGGUGGGAGUGGGAAGCAGUGGAGCAGCAGCAGAGCAGCGGGGCUUGGUGGAAGGUGGCAAUGGUGGCACGGUGGGGAGCAAUGGGGGCAUGGUGGGGCAAAGCAACACCAACACGAGUGAGGGGCUCAGCUCUGGUGAGACUAUGAGGGCAGGCGGGGCUAGGCUCAUGGCAGGGACAAGGGGCAAAGGCCUGCGCAGAACGAGCAGCAGUGGCAGCAGCAGUGACGGUAGUGAUAGUAGUGAUAGCAGCGACAGCACUAGUGGCAGCAGUAGCAGCAGUGUCAGCAGCAGCAGCGAAGAGACUACCAGCAGCAGCAGCAGCAGCGGCGGCAGCAGCAGGAGCAGCAUGAGUGAGGGAAGGCCGGCUGCUGCUUUUCUUGCUUCUGGCGGGAGCAGGGGGGGGGAGGAGCAAGGGCAGCGUGCAGGAAGGAUGGGGGUUGGGAAGGGGACGAGAGGAGCAGGAGCGGUGGAGGGAAGGGUGCACGGGGGGGACGUGGGGAACAGCAGAGGUGGGAUGAGAGUGCAUGGGCAGGGAGGGAGAGCAGAUGGCGAAGGGGAUAGGCAUGCAGCUGUGCGGGGGAGGAUGGGGGGGCUGAGGGACGAGAUAGAUGGGAGCGAUGUGAGGAGAGCACACGAGGAAAAGGGGGGGAGGAGUGCGGAAGGAGGGAGGAGUUGGAGGAAGGUUGAUGGCGGUCAGAGGGCUCGGGAGAGUGGGGUUAGUGGUAGCAGAGGAGGGAGGGGUGGGGGGGAUGAGGGGUGCAGAUGUGAGCUCGCAGGGGGAGGAGGGACAGAAAGUCUUAGUGAGAUGAGGAGGGGGGAAAGGGAGGUGCAAAGGGCGAGGGAGAGAGAGGAAGAGAGGGCUGGACGUGAAGUUGGGUCACUUGGGAAGAGGAGGAGGGAUGAGAGUGGAGAUGGGCGGGAGAGAGGGGCAGAUAGGCGGGGAAGGAGUGCAAAUGGGAAAGAGAGGAGUGCAGAUCGGCGAGAGUGGAGUGGAGCUGGGCGGGAGAGGAGCGGGGACGGGCGAGAGGGGGGUGGGGAUGCAAAGUGGAAGGAGGGAAGAAUGCAGCAUGGGGUGGGCAAAGGCGUGGGCCGUGUGGGGGGAGGUGUGGGGAAUGAGUUGAAAGAGAAAGCACAUGAGAGAAAUGAAAAGAGGCAUGAGGGGGAAGGCAAGGGGCAUGUGAACCUUGGUGUGGAGCAAAGGGGGAGUGAGGAUGGUGCAAGGGUAGGUGGAGCGGAACGUUUAGGCGCAAAGGGAGAGGAGGAUCGCAAGGGGAGGGAUGAAAGGGGUAGGGGGGUGAGAAGAGAAGAUGAGAAGGGAAGGCGGUUGAGUAGAGAAGAUGAGAAGAUGAGGGGAUUGAGGAGACGGGAUUUGAAACGGGAUUGGGAGACGACGGGGAACAGAGGGAAAAGGCCAGAAGAGGGAGGUUUGGGUCAAAGUGGAGAAGAGAGGGAGAGGGGAAGAGGAGACGAUGGAGUGAAAGAUAGAGAAUGGAACAAGAGAAAGCGCUCAGAGCACAGGGGCAGGGACGGGGGCAGGGAUAGGGACAGGAGGGUUGAAAGGAGGAGGGAAAGGGAAGAUGGACGGACAAGAGAGAGGGAAGGCAGAGAGGCAAGGGAUCUAGGGAGGGUGAGAAAGGGGGCAGGUAGGAUGGAUAGGGACAGGGCAGAUGGAAGGAUGAGAGGGAGGGAUGGUGAUAAGAAUCGGAAGAGAGGGAAUGAAGGUAGUAGAGAUGACAAAACUUUGUGCGAAAAGGAUGCAAAGGGGCGGGAACAGGACGAUGUCUUGGCAAGGGAGAGGGGGAUUACAGUCGGGAAGGGGAGAGACGAUGAAAGGCGUGAAUCGCACAUGCAACGGGAGGAGAGGAGCUGGAGGCAUGAAAAGAAGGGCUCAGACAACCGUGAUGGGGGGCUGAGUGGGAGGGAGAAGGGAGCUUCAGGCUCAAGAGUAGCGGCACCAGGUGCAGUGGAGCAGGACAGUGUGAGAAGGCGUGGGGAGGGCGAGAGGAGCAAUAGCUGUGGGAGCGGGGCGGAGCGGAAGCUGACGUUCAGACGGCAAGAGGGGGACCUGCUUGAACUGAAGAAAGAGGGUCAGCAGAGCAAGCAGGAGGGGCGGACACUUGAAUCUUCUGAUGCGCCUCAAAGGGCACAUACUAAGUCGAGGCGAGAGGAGGGGAAGAAGCCGACCAUGGGAGGGCAGGAAGGCCUUGGCGGUUCAGAGCGAGGUGGUGUGGGGAAAGGAAGCAGCGUGGAGCGUCGUGGUUCUAGGAAGGAGGGGCACUCUGUGCGGCACGAGCAACCUCAGAAGACAUUCAGAGCUGCGCGUAGCUAGAGAAUGGUCUUUGCAAGCUACGGAAGCUGCUCCAUUCUCAUAAGUAAAUUAGAGGAUCUCCGCCGUAAUGGUCACAAUUCUCAUGUCAAAGUCAAAUCUUGUUCCCUUCUCAUUGUGUCUGCAUGUGGGUUUAUUAUGUCACAAGACUAGCUUAGCUAGGAAGCCAUAAAAUGGCAUGAGGUUUAGCUAGGAGCUAGGAGGAGCCAUGGAAAUGGCGAGAGGUUUUAGGUGCUAGGAAAGUUGAGGAGAGAAAAGAGAACUAGAAAGGAAGAGAGGGAUACAAGGAGGGGUGUUGUACCCUCUACAGUAAUGUUCAGUAACAUCU
Messenger RNA from Closterium sp. NIES-67, 13159 nucleotides. NCBI's taxonomy places the organism in Eukaryota, Viridiplantae, Streptophyta, Zygnematophyceae, Desmidiales, Closteriaceae. The record is from the annotation of a GenBank genome assembly.